AUGGAAGUUGUUCAGGCCAUAGAAAAAGGCCAAGCAAAGGCGGGAGAAGGUCGAUCCCUCAUUAGAAGAAUUAGAAAGAUUACGGAUUUGCAUAAUACGGCUAAGCUGGAGCAUACUUAUCGGGAAGCUAAUAGGUGUGCGGAUGCGUUAGCAAAAUUUGGGUGUACUCUUGAUUCGGAGUCGAUCGUUUUCGAAACAGUUCCUAUUUUCCUCAAUCUCCUCCUGGAGAAUGACGCCAAUGGCGUAACCGCCUCUAGAGUGUUAUUCAACAAAACAAGUAAAAUCAAAACAUGGUACAAACAAGUUUUAAACUUGGCUACUGCAAACAAAAACAAACACAAAUCAUGCAAAAAUCAUCCUCAUCUUGUUAUUCCUGCUCUACAAAAAUCUCUCAAGACUCUUGAAUUGGAUUACUUGGAUUUGUAUUUUAUUCAUUGGCCACUUUGUUCUCAGCCUGGAAAAUUUUCAUUUCCAAUUGAUGUGGCUGAUCUAUUGCCAUUUGAUGUGAAAGGUGUGUGGGAAUCCAUGGAACAAGCUUUGAAACUUGGACUCACUAAAGCUAUUGGUGUUAGUAACUUCUCUGUCAAGAAACUUCAAAAGCUUCUAUCUGUUGCCACUGUUCUUCCUGCUGUUAAUCAAACCACCAUCAACAUACACAUCAUAAUAGGAACAUCGGUUUCUAAUCCAAUCCGCGGCUUGUGGCCUAAUGUCAUCCACGGCUCUAUGGCGAUAAACUGUCCGGGGCCUGCUUUUAACAUAUGAUCUCUGGUACAGAAGA
Vicia villosa (hairy vetch) is the source of this 778-nucleotide messenger RNA. Its product is annotated as NADPH-dependent alpha-keto amide reductase-like. Lineage: Eukaryota; Viridiplantae; Streptophyta; Magnoliopsida; Fabales; Fabaceae. The record is from RefSeq and is a predicted model, not a curated record. Bases 1 to 762 code for a protein of 253 amino acids. Gene Ontology annotation, molecular function: RNA-DNA hybrid ribonuclease activity; aldose reductase (NADPH) activity; nucleic acid binding. The transcript has 4 exons. Gene Ontology annotation, cellular component: cytosol.